AUGGCAAUCCUCCGAUCGGCUUUUCGCGGUCCUUUGAUCAUCAUUGGCGGCGCCGGCUCGCUCUAUUACAAACGCGGUGUCCAACUGUGUGACGAUGAAGGCUUCGGUUUCAAGCAUUGGUACGCAUGGCCGGAUGUUCAUCUCGAUUACAUGUCAACUCGCAUGUUUGAUCAUGGCCAGCGAGGAUUCGCCAUAUUCAUCCGUCUGUUUAAAUGGGCGAGAAAAAAUCGGGAGAAUCCUGGCUGGUUUUCGUGGCUUUUCAGACCUUUUGCAAAUUGGUUCAUGCGAUCUGCUAAAAAGACCAUGACAAGUCCGGAUGCGAUGGGCCUUAUUCUGUGCUCUCGAGUGGCCCUGAAUAUGUGGGAAGGGGUGCGGGAGACAAACUGGACCUUUUUGUCGCCCCCGUGGCAAUUACGCGAUAAGGGCGUUCGUACUGGAAAGUACGAGAUCUAUAUAGAUGAUUCCGCGGGUUCUGCUGAGCCGGGAAUUGAUGGGGGAAUCUACAACGAGGACAUGGCAGUGGCUAUUGUGGAUGAGGUUGAGAAUAACAAGCUGAACUACAAGCAUUGGACAUGUACCGGUCCAAUCGGUUUGAAGGAGUGGUAG
Messenger RNA from Aspergillus terreus NIH2624, 606 nucleotides. RefSeq lists its product as uncharacterized. Lineage: Eukaryota; Fungi; Ascomycota; Eurotiomycetes; Eurotiales; Aspergillaceae. The transcript is spliced from 5 exons. The coding region runs from base 1 to 606 and encodes 201 amino acids. The record is from RefSeq and is a predicted model, not a curated record.